Molecule: messenger RNA, 1371 nt
Organism: Sordaria macrospora k-hell
Lineage: Eukaryota; Fungi; Ascomycota; Sordariomycetes; Sordariales; Sordariaceae
Molecular function (GO): dipeptidase activity
Source: RefSeq, a predicted model, not a curated record
AUGGCGACCGACUCCAGCACCCAGACCGAGACGCUGCCCGAGAUUGACGAGGAUGACUUCGUGAUCAUCACCCACCAAGAAGCCAACGCGUCGAGGCGCCCACGAUUCCUAAACGACAUCAGCGACUACAUCGACAGCGUUGCCGAGGAGCUAUGGCCCAUCAACAAGAAAAUCCACGACAGACCUGAGCUUGGCUAUGGCGAGGUCAUCGCCCAUUACACGUUGACGGCGUACAUGAAGUCGCAGCCAGGAUGGACAGUGACGCGGUCGGCAUACGGCAUGAAGACGGCUUGGGUUGCUGUCUACGAUACUGGCAGAAGGGGACCUUGUGUUUCAUUCAAUGUUGAGAUGGACGCCCUCCCCGCCAUCGGCCACGCUUGCGGCCACAACCUAAUCGCCACUGCCUCCCUCGCCGGCGCCCUUGCCACCGCCCACCUCCUCUCCCUCUACUCUCUCCCAGGUCGCGUCGUCCUCUUCGGCACUCCGGCGGAAGAAGGCGGCGGCGGAAAGAUCCGUCUGCUCGCUGCGGGCGCCUACAAAGACCACGGUGUCGACAUCAGUCUCAUCUCCCACCCGGGCACGAUUGGCGACUGCGCUCUCACACACACGACCGCGUACAUCCGAAUCAAGGUGGAAUAUUUCGGCCGGGAAGCGCACGCUGCCGCGGAGCCAUGGUUGGGGGUUAAUGCCCUGGACGCCCUGAUCACCGCGUAUAAUGGGAUCAGCGUGCUGAGGCAGCAGACUAUGCCGAGUGAUAUCAUCCAGGGACAUAUCACUGAUGGCGGGGCGAGGCCAAAUAUUAUACAUGCGUAUGCGGCGGGCAUCUUUGUUGUUCGGGCAGCUACGCAGAGGAGAUUGGAGGACCUGGUCGGGAAAGUGAUGGGGUGUUUUGAUGCGGGUGCUAUGGCUACCGGGGCCAAGGUCAAGGUGACGCGGCUGAUGGCUUAUAAGGAUCAUGUGCCUAAUCGGUUGCUGGGGAGGAGUUACGUGCGGUACUUCAAUCCGCUGGUCCCCGAGGAAGGGGAUGGAGGGAGGGAUGGUGAUGGGAAUGAGGCUGGUGGACCGCACAAGAUUUCGGAGGACCAGGAUGUGGAUGAGAUGAGGGGACAGAGUGGUGCCAGUUCGGAUCAGGGCGAUAUUGCUCAUGCGAUGCCGAGUAUCAUGCCCGGGUUCGAGAUUCCACCAGGGCCGGGAGGGGCAGGGCCGCAUAAUCCGGGCUUUGCUGAGAGCGCGGGUACGAGGUUGGCGUUUGAGAGGAGUUUAAGGGUUGCAAAGGGUUUGGCUGGCACGGCUGUGGAUGUGUUGACUGUCGACGGCCUGUUGGAGGAAGUCAAGAAAGAGUGGAAGCGAUCGAUGAACGGGGGCAGGUGA